Ambispora gerdemannii is the source of this 192-nucleotide messenger RNA. Lineage: Eukaryota; Fungi; Glomeromycota; Glomeromycetes; Archaeosporales; Ambisporaceae. The record is from the annotation of a GenBank genome assembly.
AUGGCCGAAAACAACGAGGAAUACACUUACGAAAAAUUACUGGAAACUAUUGCCCAUGAAAUCGCUCAUUGUAUUGUUUAUGAUUUAUAUGGUGAACACAAAGGGCAUGGUGAUAAACACAAAAUAAUAACCGAAGAACUGAAACACUAUUUACUGACUGACAAAACUAUGAAAAUAUUGCAAAAAGAUUGA